GGUUAAUGACAGUUUCCCUUCAAUACUGCCUAAUACUGCGUCAGCAAGACAGCUCUUCCUCCUGCGAAGAAGAUGGUGCAACCAAUGGGAGUGUCCGCUGGUGGUGACAUCAGCACUUGGAAGUACGUUGCGAGGUACGUUGUGGGCAUCUGCAUUGUUGUCGCUGGACUCGCAGCUCUUAUCGGCGGUGGAUGGUAUCUUCGCGUUCAUUCGGUACGCGGCACGCCAGACACCGAUGACGCCCUGCCUCACGUGUGUCCCUUGCAGCCGAGUGGUGGUGACGACAACCCUCCUGCUGCGUCCUCUGUCCACAGUGCUGCUUCUCACCCGCACCUGAGGCGGUCGCUCUCUGCCGGGGGCAAGAUGUUCAAUCAAAUCCCUCCGGUCGACUCGAAUCUCGGCGCUGGGCACGAGCUCGGCAAAAAGGCGUCGUCACAUAAUAUUAUCAUCAUGUCGUCGGUGGGUGUCCUCCUUUUCAUCAUCGGUAUCUGGGUCUGCAUUGCAACACGCAAAUGCAAAUCUGUCGGCGCGCCGCGACGAGAGCUAUUGGUCGCCCGCGCACGGCCCUCUGCACCACCUCACCCCCGCCGUCCCCCGAAUGAGCCGGAAGAGGAGCCCCCGCUGGUGACAGUCGGCAGCCCCGACACGUCGCCUCCUCCGGCCCGUCAGUCUUCGCUUUCAUUUGGGAGGGAGCCAGAAUGUGAGCCGUCUCGAGAAGCAGUUGACCUGGCAGGGCAGGCAUCUGCGCUAGCGUGAAGCAGACCGCGGCGUUCGGUCGCUGUGUGUGUGAGGGUGUGUGUGAUGGGCCCAUGAAUUGAGUGGGGCGAUGAGUGGGGCGGUGCACGCUACUUUUCACGUGGUUUGUCGUGCUGAGCAGGGGUGUGUGUAUGUGUCUUGCCGAUUGUCAGCAAGGCAGGCAGCGAGACGGGUGUACAUAAUCUGUGUGUAUAUAUGCUCGUGUGUGAGGGCUCUGCAUCGCAUGUCUUUUCCCGGCCUUUAUCUCUGUGUCUAUGCACUGCACUGCACUCGCGGGUGUCUGUCUUUUUGCUUGGGUAGCUCAGCUCCUCCGACACAAGCAAGCUUCUUUGCGUGACUUGGGCCAGCGUGCGUGGGACAAUGGUGGGUAACACGUCAUCACAUUAACCGAUCGAUACACG
Vitrella brassicaformis is the source of this 1157-nucleotide messenger RNA. Lineage: Eukaryota; Vitrellaceae. The record is from the annotation of a GenBank genome assembly.